This is a messenger RNA of Dreissena polymorpha, 1630 nucleotides long. Its product is annotated as probable maltase-glucoamylase 2. The coding region runs from base 165 to 827 and encodes 220 amino acids. The record is from RefSeq and is a predicted model, not a curated record. NCBI's taxonomy places the organism in Eukaryota, Metazoa, Mollusca, Bivalvia, Myida, Dreissenidae. The transcript is spliced from 4 exons.
AACCAUGAAUUAUCUUUAAUGUGUAAAUCGCGAAUAUCACGGGACACAAUCUCUAAUAAAACUGAAGAGAUUAGAUUUGAACAUUAUCAUCAUAUUUAUAUUUGCGAAAUGCGGAUUUAAGUUUAUUUCAAAUAAACAAUACAAAACAACACACGGAUUGAAUCAUGGCUUCUCUUAUUAAGUUUUCACGAUCCCUUCUACUGGUGGCGUUUUUCCUACCACUAACCCCCGCGCCUAUGACAUAUGGAUAUGAACCCUUCGCAACAAAUCGUCGAACAUCACAUUUUAUUCAUAUGUUUACAACAAGAUUUGGAAGCGAUUUUCAUAAUCGAAGUAUUGCCUAUACACCCGAGGCGACAUCAAAUACUCCCAAUAAGUUAUCUGCCUUAACUUCAAGACUUCAAAACCAGUCAAUAUCGCAGAGAGAACUUAACGUCACAAGAUUGUUAACGACAGCGACCAAUGCUCCCAGUACUAGUCUAACACCUUCAACUUCAAGACCCACCAUGGCGACCCCUCCGGCGAUUCCGUCAGCUGCGACGGCGCCGAUAACCCCAAGUCCCGCCCACGCUCUCAGUACUAGUCUAACACCUUCAACAACAAGACCCACCAUCGUGACCCCGCCGGCGAUUCCGUCGGCUGCGACGGCGCCCAUAACCCCAAGUCCCGCCCAUGGUGGACUUGGCAUGGUCAUCAAUAUUUUGUUUGCCAUAUUAGUAGUUGUGGUGGCAAUACUACUGGUGAUAACCACCCGUUGUUUACUGUCGCUGAAAGGAUCCAUAGAGAAGGCUACGAACUACCGAAAACCCGAGAAGAUACCGCUUUGAAAUAUACCCAUACAAUCAAAGGACUGCAGAUACUUAAUAAUCACGAUUUUAGAUCAAAACUUACAUUUUGAAACCAAUUUAGCACAGAAACUACGAGUGAAUCGUUAACAAAAAUCAACUAUAGAACGUUACAGCUAGUGAAAAUUCGUAAUAAAAGAUUUAAAGAUGAAGAAUCUGUAACACAUCAUAAUACUGCAAAACACGCGAUUUAAAGAAUAUAUAUAUAUAUAUCUUAAUCAUUUUGAUAUAUAAAAAAACUCAUUUAAAAAAUCGUAGAGUAAAAUAACGGAGGGCACGUAACCCUUAUGAAAUAAUAGUCAACGCACUUAAACGGCUUUGUUGUUCAAUACAUAUUCAUUACCUUUCUGAUCUUGAACGUUAAUUCUCAGAUGACAUCGACACAUUGGAACUGGUUUCCCAACAAUAAAGGUUCCUACCUAUGAUUUUUCAUAUGCAUACCUGAUUGUAUAGAAAAUGAAUGUCCUCAGGGCCCGUAUUCACCAACCCGUUCUUAGACUUAAGAAUAAAGAAUAGACUUACAGCUGGAAAAAUAUGUUCAGUGUUUGAAUAUAUACAGGCCUCCAUUGGUGAUUGUGGCAUUCACAAAAUGAUGUACAUAAAAAAUGAUAUCGAAUGAGGUGUUUAAUGCCAAGUUUGAUUAAAAACUCAAGCAAUUCUUCAAUAUAUCAAUUUAAAGAAUAUUCUUUAUUCUUAGACUUAAGUCUAAGAAUUGUUUGGUGAAUAUGGGUCCGGGAUAACAUUUUUGCAUGAACAUGACAAAAAGCAAAUAAAUGUGAAAUUAU